Molecule: messenger RNA, 1646 nt
Organism: Cheilinus undulatus (humphead wrasse)
Lineage: Eukaryota; Metazoa; Chordata; Actinopteri; Labriformes; Labridae
Gene: myct1a
Product: myc target 1a
Exons: 2
Coding region: 291-893 (200 amino acids)
Cellular component (GO): nucleoplasm
Source: RefSeq, a predicted model, not a curated record
AAGAAGGCUGCCAGAGUUAGCCGCCAGUCCCGUGUGCCUCUGGGCUGAGUCUCCCUCUCUCUCUCUCUUAAGGGAGACGGACAGAGAAAGUGAGCAAGGGACGAGGGAGAGAGAGAGAGAGAGAGAAAAAAGGAGAAAGUGAGGGAACAGGAAAGAGGAGAAGCAGAAAGACAGGAAAAUCUAUCAGAGGAGAAAAGAGACGGCAAAAAGUGACAGAAGAGGAGGAGAAGGGAGAGUUUAAGACUGAUAAAAGUAUCAGUCUUUCUUUUUCUCCCAUAAAAGAAGUAGAAAUGGCCGAGAACGACACAAAUCUUUUCCUGGAAAUACUUCAGUCUUUUGAUGCUGUCCCUCUCAUAAUAGCCUUUUGUGUGUCCAUGGCUGUUGGUCUGGUCUUGGGAGCGCUGGUUUAUGUAAUCUUGACCUGGAUGUCCCGACGCAGAGCAGGGUCUGCAAGCAUCACCCGUCGUCCUCCCCGCCAUUCCCGCUCCUCCUCCCGCAACCGCCCUGGCUUUAACCGUAACAGCAGCUACGACCGGCGCAGCAACAACAGCCUGGUCAGCGCUGCUUUCAGCUUCCACCGACAGACGUCCUCUCCGGAUCAGUUUGACCCACUAGGGCACAAAUCGAGCUUCAGGGCCUCCACCUUCCACCCUCUCCUCCAGUGCAGUCAAAUCGCCAGGGAAGCAGAGGAAGGGAGCCAGACCACGCUGCCUCGCACACCAACUCUGACCACGUCAACUGGAUCGGCUCACACAGGAGCCCAGCAAGCUGCUAACCCAUCAAGACCAGAAUCGUUUUGGGGGAAUGUUAACCUCAAGGGUCCUAGUGUGACACAGACCCCACCUCCAGCUUAUGAGAGCAUUAUUAGAGCUUACCAGGAAACUUGCACUUGAGAGGAGUGACACUGUCUGGCUGUCUGAUUUAAAAAUGAUAUUGGACUAAAUCUGUAUUGAGUCAUAAAAGCAGGGAGAGCUACAUGGAGAGGAAAGAAAUAUAAAGGCAAAGUAAGUUUGUUUCUUCAUAGUUAACUGGGGUUGACAUAAGCAUACAUGCCUUUCACCAUUUAAUACAUAUGACUAUUUGAAAACAGCUAUUUAGGACUCUCAGUGAUGUGACAGUGGCCUCUUGUGAACAAUUUCUUACAAAAAAAUUUGUAUUAAGUGGUGAUUGACACUUGUGUAUGCUUGCACAGAGCCAUGGUUUAAUUUAGAUAAUGUAAAAUCUUUUCACUACAUAUCUGUGAUGAACGGGCAUUUAAGCUGCAAAGUAAAAUGUCUUCUUUACCCCUGCUCAUCACUGAACAACUAUGCAAAAGAAAUAAUGGAUGUGUAUGAAUGUGUAUGAGUGUAAAGUGAGUGAUUUUAAAGCCUUAAACAUACAUUGUAGAUGAUACGUCUACGGUGGAGACAGCUUUACUCUCAUUUUAUGUUUUAAUUGUUCCCUCAUGUUUUUACAGGGCUGCGGUGUGUGAGUGUGUGUGGCAUUCAAACUUAUUUAGUGCCUGUGUUAGCAUAUAAAGUGUGCCUGAUUUGGAGAAAGGGACAAAUUGGGCAUUUGAACUCAGAAGUUUGUAUAUUGUAUUUUUGAAUGUAAUUUACUGAGAUUUUGCUCAUAACUUAAGGAAAUAAAUGCAAGAAUAAAAAGCA